ACAGAAGGGUUGAUGCAUAAGAAAAUGACGAUCUCCUCAAAAUCGCGUGGAGAAGAAACAGGUUUUGGCAUGCAAUUCAUCGGUAACUUUUUGAGCUUUGCAUCAAGAGGGGACAAAGUGGGUCUAAACCAAAUGCUUAGAGAAGGGAUUUCUCCAAAUGUACAAGACUAUGAUAAACGCACUGCCCUCCAUCUCGCGGCCAGCGAAGGUCACGCGUCCAUCGUGGAGCUCCUAUUGGCUUACAACGCUGAGGUUAAUCUGCAAGAUCGCUGGAAUCGAACUCCACUAACAGAUUCAAGGCUUUAUGGACAUCGAGAUAUAUGUAGAAUUUUGGAAGUCAAUGGUGGCAAAGAUACUAGCAAUGACAAUCAAAUGACAGUUCGCUACGAAGAAGACAAUUCCAGUGAAGUUGAUAUUGAUAUAUCUGAACUAAAUUUUCAGCACCCUUCAAUAGUUCAACAGGGAUUAUAUGGUGAAUCUGAAAAAGUAAAGUGGCGUGGAACUUGGGUUUUGAAGACUGUGAUCAAACGACACAUAAGUUAUCCAGUGAAAAUGGUAUUAACUGCUACAGAUAAUACACUCUUAAGAGAACUUCGUCAUCCCAAUAUUCUGCAAUUUCUUGGUUCAAUAGUGCAGGGUGAGGAGAUGAUUCUCAUUACAGAUUUGUCCAAAGGGAAUUUGGAAAGUACUUUGGCCAAAAAAGUUCGUCUAGACUUAUCAACUGUUCUUGGGUAUGCAUUUGAUAUCGCCAGGGGAAUGAAUUAUCUCCAUCAACACAAGCCCUUCCCUAUACUUCACAACCAUUUGAAUCCUGGAAACUUGUUGCAUGAUGAUGGUGGGCACUUGAAGAUUGGAGAAUACUGGAUUCAGAUGCUGUAUCAAAGGAUAAACACAAGUCAAGACUUAAUCAUUUCAGGCCAUAUAAAUGGUAAUACUGUUGGCACAAUUAGCUCUCCAUCAAAUGACACUAACAAGGACAUCUAUUCAUUUGGUUUAAUAUUGUAUCAGAUGCUUGAAGGAUGGAACAUUGCCAGUAAUAAUGUUGACUUUACACAUGACAACUCAAUUGACUUGCCCAAGUUCCAGAUAAGUCGAUAUCCUGGAAGAGUGCAACAGUUAAUGGAGGAUUGCACAAACAAAGACCCCUUAAUCAGGCCUUCCUUUGCUGCUAUCAUAAACAUAUUAGAAGAAAUUUCGGAAGGUCUUGGAAAAGCUGGUUGCCCCGUCUGUUGAGCAAUGUUUUUAUUGAUGUUACUUUUAAUAAGAAAUUAUUUAUGUAUCAACCAUCUUAAUUAUUAAGAAAU
Messenger RNA from Impatiens glandulifera, 1304 nucleotides. Its product is annotated as integrin-linked protein kinase 1-like. Gene Ontology annotation, molecular function: protein kinase activity; protein binding; ATP binding. The coding region runs from base 13 to 1233 and encodes 406 amino acids. The record is from RefSeq and is a predicted model, not a curated record. Lineage: Eukaryota; Viridiplantae; Streptophyta; Magnoliopsida; Ericales; Balsaminaceae. Gene Ontology annotation, biological process: protein phosphorylation. The transcript has 10 exons.